Molecule: messenger RNA, 927 nt
Organism: Phragmites australis (common reed)
Lineage: Eukaryota; Viridiplantae; Streptophyta; Magnoliopsida; Poales; Poaceae
Exons: 2
Coding region: 97-858 (253 amino acids)
Source: RefSeq, a predicted model, not a curated record
CACCCUAGCUAGCACAGCCUUUCUCCAACUUGGCAUGCGCUACUGAUGACUUCUACUCGCAGCACUAGUGUAGUACCCAUCAGGUAACUAGCAGCCAUGGUGAACACCACCUCAAUGGAGCAAAUGACCAAGUACUACUGGGGUAUGUUGAGCGCAAGGGCCGCCGCCGCUGGUACGACGACGACUACUAGCCUCAGGUCCUGGCCGCCUCCGGCGCAUGGCAGCGGCGGUGAUCCGUCAUGGGAGGAGCUGGCGUUCGCGCGGGACGCCGCGGGGAACCUCGGCGGCUGCGUGUGGCCACCGCGCUCCUACACGUGCACCUUCUGCGGCCGAGAGUUCCGGUCCGCGCAGGCGCUCGGCGGCCACAUGAACGUGCACCGCCGCGACCGGGCUCGCCUCCGGCAGUGCGCCUCCCUGGAUCAUCAUGACGUCGUCCAGGUCCAGGACGCACACCAACAACAGUCAAUCGCCCCUCAAGCUGAUCAUCUUCAGCACCAGCUUCGGCAACUGCAAGAAGCUCCCUUGUUCAGGGCCAAGGCAGUAUUACUCUCUGGCCCUAAAUCUACUAAUUGUGAUCAUCAAGCUUGUACUACUACUUCUCCUUCAUACAUAUCAACCAUCAUCAAGGAGAGCAAGAACAAGAUACCGGGGUGGAAAGAAGAAGCUCUAGAAAGAUAUGAGGAAGAGGAGGAGGAGACCAUGGCGGAGAGGAGGAAGCGAAGGAGGGUCCAUCAGCCGCCGGAGGCAGUGCUUCCGUUCUUCUUGCAUCUGCCGCCGGUGCCAUGUGACAGAGUUGAACAUGAUGCAAAGCUGGUGCUUGAUUUCCCCAACCAUAAGCAAGGUUGCUUCUUCUUUUAGGUCAGACCACAAGCAGACAGUAGAUAGGGCAAGGUCGCCGUUUGUUCUUAUCUUAUACACUAUGUCUCU